UGCGGUCCUUAUUACGCUGUGUUUACAUUUUCUGCUAGGAACCGAAUCGUUUUACUUCUAGCGUAUAGCAUAAAUUAUUCUAUCAACAGUAGACACUUCCAUAUGCGUAAAUCAACCGUGAUUGUGCAUUCGUACACAAAACGAGACAUUCAAUUUUCAUUUGUUUACUUAAAUUGAUGUCAUUUCGUCAGUUAAAGUGAAAAUAUUACGACAAUGACAAUAUUAUCUUCAGUAAUGUACUUACUGCAUAGCAAGCAAGUCCACAAUCACUAGAACUGAAAGAUUAAUGAUUUCUUCACUAAAAUGGUAAUUGAUCAUUGCAUUUGGAACAUCAACUGUUGAACUUUUUGUACAGUUAAAAAUGGAUUCGGACCCUUCGAGUUUUAAUGAUAGUUUAAAAAUGAAAGUAGAGGUAUAUAUGAAUGAAGGAAACUAUGCAGUUGAAAAUAUUGAAAUACCAUUUUUUGAAAUGACUGAUAAUUAUUACAUGGACUCAUAUCCUUAUGUUAAAGAAGAAGUCGAUUUGGAUUCACAAUUUGAUGAUAAUGAAAUGUACUUAAAUGAACAACCUCAAAUCGAAAUAGAAUCUUGCUACAUUAAAGAUGAUUAUGAAGAGGAUUACACUGAGGAUGACGAUGAAGAUGAUAUUAAUAUUGAUGAUUUUUUUGAAUCAUGUAGCGAUGAAGAUUCAAAAACUGUUAGUCAAUUAAAAGAUAUAUGUAAAAGUAAUAAUAUAUUUACAAACAGUAUUGAAACAAAUAAUCAAGAAAUAAGGUUUAAAAAGCAGAAAAAAAAAUCAUUUGAAUGUGAUUAUUGUAAAAAAACUUACAAUACAAAAAAUCAGAUUAAAUUACACAUUUCUAUGUGUCAUCGACCAAAAAGAUUUUUAUGUGGAUCAUGUGGAAGAGGUUUCCUUUCAAAAAGAUCAUUAGAAACUCAUGAUAAUAAUGAACAUCUUAAAAUUAAGCCAUAUAAGUGUACAGGGUGUGAAAUGAAAUUUGCAUGUCCUCUCUACCUUCGGAGGCAUUUUAGAAUCGUUCACGAAAAUUAUAAAAAGUAUAAGUGUCCUGAAUGUAACUGUAGAUUCAUUUCAAUUACAAAAUUGCAAAUACACUUUGAUGGACUUCACAGAGGCGUGCGAAAUUAUGUAUGUGAAACAUGUGAUAAAAGUUUCACUUACAAGAAUGAUCUCAGAAAGCAUGUUGAUGCUGUUCAUAAGAAGCUCAAACCGUUUGAAUGUGAUAAAUGUUUUAGAAAAUUUGCCCAGAAAGUUCAUUUAAAAAAACAUUAUGGUUAUGCUCAUGAGGGUAGUCAUUUACUUGCAUGUGAAAAUUGUGAAGAGAAAUUUCCAUAUGCAAGUCAACUGAGAAAGCAUGUUGAUUCUAUUCACAAGAAUAUUAAAAUGUUCCAAUGUGAAUACUGUAAUUAUUUGUGUAGAUAUAAGCCUCAUUUGGAUAUUCAUGUCAAGAAUGUUCAUCUGAAAAUUAAAGAAUUUUUGUGUGAAGUCUGUGAUAAGACUUUUGCGUGUAAAAGUAGUCUAAACAAGCAUAAAGCUAGUUUGCAUUUGAAAAAUAAACCAUAUAGAUGUGAUGAAUGUAACAAAGGAUUUGGAGUCAAAAGUACUUUGAAUAAUCAUUUAAGAAACGUGCACAACCGCGCAAAGAAUGCGUACAAUUGUAGAAGUUGCAACGCUAAAUUUAAAGAAAAAAGUCAGCUAGAUGAACAUUUCUUUAAUAUUCAUGUUAAUCGAUAGUACGCGUUGAAUUAUAAUUAGGGAUGUGUGGGUACCCGACGUUUUUAUCCGGCCCUUCGGACUCGAGUCGAGCUCGGGGUGCCCGAAUUUUUUGGCUUAUUCAAGACAAGAGGUUGAUUAGAAUUAAAUUCAACUCACUUUGAAGCAAUUUUUUCAGCAUUUCAAUAGCCGAAAAUUGCGAAUGAUGCUUUGGGCAUAAUUGUCACGCAAAGUUGGAUUUUUUGGGCACCCGCACACCCCUAGUUUGAACAUUAUUUUAAUGUAGCGUCGAAUUAUUACGAUUAAAUUGUAAAAAGACUAAAAAACUAAUAUGAGCGACGCCAGUGAUUUGUUCAAUGACAAUAAUUUAGUUUAAUAAUCCUAGUUAAUUAUCGUUGAGCGUCAAUGCAAAUGUUAAAGUUCUAUUUAGGGUAUGACUAUAAAGACUAUUUUUUCGUGCGACACACCAUCAUUUCUGUGUAUUAUAAAUAUCUGUUGAAUUAAAAUUUUUAUAAAC
Trichogramma pretiosum is the source of this 2249-nucleotide messenger RNA. RefSeq names its product zinc finger protein 660-like. Lineage: Eukaryota; Metazoa; Arthropoda; Insecta; Hymenoptera; Trichogrammatidae. The transcript is spliced from 3 exons. The record is from RefSeq and is a predicted model, not a curated record. Gene Ontology annotation, cellular component: nucleus. The coding region runs from base 362 to 1753 and encodes 463 amino acids. Gene Ontology annotation, biological process: regulation of transcription by RNA polymerase II. Gene Ontology annotation, molecular function: DNA-binding transcription factor activity, RNA polymerase II-specific; RNA polymerase II transcription regulatory region sequence-specific DNA binding.